Octopus bimaculoides (California two-spot octopus) is the source of this 1280-nucleotide messenger RNA. Its product is annotated as tyrosine-protein kinase yes pseudogene. Lineage: Eukaryota; Metazoa; Mollusca; Cephalopoda; Octopoda; Octopodidae. The record is from RefSeq and is a predicted model, not a curated record.
CGGCGGAAUUUGAACUCAGAACGUAAUGGCAGACGAAAUACCGCUAAGCAUUUCACCCGCUCCAUUGAGGCACAGGACUGGUGGCAUGAUUUGGAACGCAGAGAUGCUGAAAUACAACUUCUACUUCCUGGUAAUAUACCUGGUACAUACUUGGUACGACUUGCAAGUGAUAAGAAAUCCUAUGUAUUAUCUGUCCGAGAUGUACAUGCAGAUGUGCCUGCUGUAAAACAUUACCGGCUUCGAAAACUUGACAGUGGUGGUUACUACAUCACACCAAAACAUCUUUUUUCCCGAUUUGUUUGGGUUACUAGAUCACUACAGCUGUCAUAGCCAGUGUCUUUGUCAACGUCUAACAAAAGUUUGUCCAAAAGAGCGUCCAGUUGUGCAUUUCCGAAACCUUAAGAUUAGCCGAGAAGCUGUAAUUCUGAUAAAGAAACUGGAUAGUGGAUGUUUUGGCGAUUUCUAUUUAGGCAAAUGGAACAACUCGGUGAAUGUGGCAAUAAAAACUCUGAAGCCCGGAACGAUGUCACGUGAUGAAUUUGUCGCGGAAGCCCGCAUCAUGCACUAGGGAGGAACCAAUUUAGAUCAUCACAGAACUGAUGGAUAAGGGGUCACUACUUAAUUACCUACGGGAUAAUAAAUCAUCUCCAGACAGGCUUUCAGUACAGGAUCUCAUUGAGAUAGCAGCACAGGUGGCAGAUGGAAUGAAAUACCUUGACAAGUGUAAAUAUGUUCAUCGAGACUUGAGAGCAGCAAACAUCUUGGUAGCAGCAAACAUCUUGGUAGCAGCAAACAUCUUGGUAGCAGCAAACAAAACUGUUAAAGUAGCUGACUUUGGUUUGGCUCGACUAAUCAAGGAUGAAGUAUAUGAGGGACAAGGACGUGUCCGUUUUCCUGUAAAGUGGACAGCACCAGAAGUUGCCUUUGAGCACCGGUUCUCGAUAAAAUCUGAUGUGUGGUCCUAUGGAGUUUUACUUCAUGAAAUUAUUACAUUUGGCCGUAUCCCUUAUCCUGAAUAUCCUGGGAAAACAGUAUUGCUUAAUGUUGAGAAAGGAUAUCAAAUGGCAAAACCAACAGAUCCUAUAAAUUGUCCAGAUUCUUACUAUGAAGUCAUGUUACACUGCUGGAACAAGAAACCGGAAAUGCGACCAACUUUUGAUUACCUUUUCUCUUACUUUAACGACUUCAUGGUCUCUUCAGAGAAAAAUUAUACAGAGUGAAAAUCGUGUAAAAAAAAAACAAGAAGGAAAACCACAACAAAAAGCCACCCGAAAAUAAAA